UCGUCAUCUCUCUCGUCUAUAUUAUCAUCAUCACUGAGUGUGAGAUAUCCUUUUGAUUUUUGUUUCUACUUUCGAAAUCUGAAGAUACAAUCUCAAUAUUUUUUCCUCCAAAAAUCCCUUAUAUUUCAAUUUGCUGAUUUCUCCUAAAGUUCUAGAGAAAAUCUGCGUCGAGAGUUUCUUUCUGGAUUUCUUCGUCUUCUUCCUUUUGCGACUCGCUCUGAAAGAAGAAAUCGUAAACUGAGAGGUCCUAGACUUUGAGGUUCGACGGAUUAUCGCCGGAAAAUCUCACCUUCUGUAUGAGAAUCUCGUGUUUCUUCAAUUUGACCGCUCAAAUCUGUGGAAGGUCUUGGUUUCUUAGAGCUCUACUGUUGUGAAACCCCUGAUUUUCAUCAAAUUGAGAAACCGGACUUGUGCAGAAUCCGUCAAUUCAUGGGGAAUUUACGCACAUUGCUGUAGAUUUCCAGUGGUUGGGAAAAAAUUUGGAAGAGAGUCAAAAGUUUCUAGGGUUUCAUAUUGAAGUUUCGAUUUCCAGAUGUACUCGAAGGAGUUCAUCCUCUCCCUCUCCAUUCUUCUGUGUCUCCCGAUCGUCUUCUUCUUCGUCGCGCCACAUGUCUUCCCUUCUCCUCCCGGCGAAUCUCUCAUCCCAAUCUCCGAUGAGAUCGACGACCAGAGCCUAUUCCUCGCCGCUGCUGGAUCAACCUCCCUCUCACAUCUCUCCUCCGGAAACCCUAAACCGAAGCUCAAGAUUGCCUUUCUAUUCCUCACCAACUCCGAUCUCCAUUUCGCGCCAAUCUGGGAUCGGUUCUUCUCUGGGCAUCCGCAAUCGCUCUACAACGUCUACGUCCACGCAGAUCCUUUCGUCAAUAUCACAAGACCUGGGAAAGGCUCUGUAUUCGAGAAUUCCUUCAUAGCGAACGCCAAGCGCACCGCACGAGCCUCCCCGACUCUCAUCUCCGCCACAAGACGCCUCCUCGCCACCGCCUUCCUCGACGACCCUGCCAAUACUUACUUCGCCGUGCUCUCUCAGUACUGCAUUCCUCUUCACUCCUUCAAAUACGUUUACAGCUCCCUCUUCGAAUCUUCCACAUUCGACAAAUCUGAUCCGGAUCCAAUGCCGACUCCCAGAGGUAUCCGGAUCUGGUAUCGGAGCUUCAUCGAGCUCAUCUCCGAUGAACCGAGGCUUUGGAAACGGUACAACGCUCGGGGAAGGUACGCUAUGAUGCCGGAGGUCCCGUUCGAGAAAUUCCGAGUGGGUUCGCAGUUCUUUGUCAUGACUAGAAGGCAUGCUUUGCUUACAAUCAAAGAUCGGGUCUUGUGGCGCAAAUUCAAGCUCCCGUGUUAUCGUUCCGACGAGUGUUACCCGGAGGAGCAUUACUUCCCGACGCUGUUGAACAUGAAGGAUCCGGAUGGGUGCACCGGGUAUACCCUGACCCGGGUCAACUGGACUGGCACUGUGAAAGGACAUCCAUAUACUUACAAACCCAAGGAAGUCGUGCCUGAGCUGAUCAAGAAACUCCGACGAUCAAGCCACUCAAGCUCCUACUUUUUUGCACGCAAAUUUACCCCUGAUUGCUUGAAGCCCUUGUUGGCCAUUGCAGACUCGGUGAUUUUCAGAGAUUAAAUGUUGCAGGAAAAGAUUUGGUGGUUUCUCGUCUGCUAGCAAAGUGGUAUGAGAGAAAUAGACAAUUUUUGAACCGGAGAAGUAUUAAACAAGUUUUAUGUUAUGGGUUGAAGAACAAAAAUUACUUCCAGGAUUAAAAAGAGGCAAGACGAGACAAUCUUUGGGGGCUUGAAAUUAAUAAACCAGCUUUAGUGGUACUUGGAGCGCACCCUUGUGGAGUUGUUGUGACAUAUAUAUCCCACGCAGACAAAGAUUCAUACACUCAGAGAUUUAUCAAAGUUGUAAUUUUCUUCUUUUUUGGUUCGUUUAGAGCUUGUGCUGUACAUAGCAGAUAUCUUUUGACCCCCCAAAGUGUGGGUUUUGUACUAUCAUGGUUGUGUUAAAGGAAAUGUAUGCUCUUUUC
Eutrema salsugineum is the source of this 2024-nucleotide messenger RNA. RefSeq lists its product as uncharacterized. Gene Ontology annotation, molecular function: glycosyltransferase activity. The record is from RefSeq and is a predicted model, not a curated record. The transcript is spliced from 2 exons. NCBI's taxonomy places the organism in Eukaryota, Viridiplantae, Streptophyta, Magnoliopsida, Brassicales, Brassicaceae. Bases 533 to 1621 code for a protein of 362 amino acids. Gene Ontology annotation, cellular component: membrane.